AAGAAAAUUUUUACCAUUACUAUUUUCCUCGGGAAUUAAUAAUAGAGAGUAAAUGCGUGUGGGUUGAACAGAUAGUUUGACAUCCUGCUUGAUAGGAAACAUCAAGGCAGACAGAUAAGAGUCAACAAAACUCAGUUUCUCUUUAGUUACAUUCAUAUAAUCGAAAAGUCAUGAAAUUCGUCUUUUAAUCGUCCAAAUAUUGGAAAUAUGGCAAUUUUCUAUUUCAUCUUUACUUUAUUCACACUGGGACAGUAUGCAGCACAAGUAGUUGAUAUCGGUGGCGUUUGGGAAAUAAAAUGUCCACAGGGAUGCUCCUGCCAAAUUCUGAAAUUCGCUGACCUAUCUCUUCAUCAGUGGCUCGAUCCGAGGUCACAAAAUCAGGCGGUGGACGAUGCGGACAAGGAUGCCGACUCCAUUUUUGCCAAUGAAUUACUCAAAGUGGCCACGUGUGUCGUAUCGGAAAAUCCGUCGGAACUUCUUCACAAGCUACCCUCCGAUCUGCAGGUAUUCACAAUAUUGGAAUCUGGAAAUGGAGAGUCAGAUAUAGUUCUCCACUCUUCGGACUUUGAGCGUUUUCAGUAUUUAAUUUCCCUUGAAAUUCAGGGCCUGGAAAAUGUCAAUAUCACAAAAACAGUGAAUCCUUUAAAACGAGGAGGAAUAGUCCUUUCGGCAGACACUCUCCUACCAUUAGGAAUGACACUACUCUAUCUAAAUCUUGAACGAGUGACCCUAACAAAUUUAAGCCUGACGAACAAAAAUAAAGCGAAUUUAGUAGUGAAACCAGCAGUUCCUCCCAAUGAGGACUCAACUGAUGGACUAUUUCCAAAAAAUGGUUCGAACCUCGCAGGACAUAGACUGAUUUUCCUCAGUCAGCAAGUGAACGACAGUAAGGAUGACAUGGAAAUUCUUCCUUACGACAUCUACAAACAGGAAGUUGAAGGACGAACGGAUUCAGGUGGACUUUUCACUGGACUGAGAACCCUAACUCACUUGAGAGUUUACGACUGCAAACUCACGGACAUUUCCUGGCACAUGUUUGAUGGCUUGGAGAAUUUGAUUUAUCUCUCGUUGGAGAAGAAUGACUUGAAAGUAAUUCCCGAAUUUUGCUUCUAUGGAACGCCGAAUUUGAAAAAAUUGUCUCUCGCCGAAAAUCAACUACUCACUCUAACCAGUGUCGAUCUCGCGGGACUUUUGACUCUCGAACAUUUGGAUUUAAGUGGGAAUAAUCUAACGUUUCUGUCAGAGUUGACAUUUCCUCCAUUUCCAAAUCUUCGAGUGGCAAAUUUUGAAAGAAAUCCACUGGACUCAAUUUUUCCCAGCACUUUUGAAAUAAUGAACACGACUUUACAACUUUACGUUGGAGGCGAUGGAUCAAAGUUAAAACUUCAAAAGAACUCGUUCCUGGGUCUACGAGUGCUGGAAGUCUUGCAUCUACUCAAUCUCGAAAUGGAGAGUCUCGAACGCUUUUAUCUGCAAGGGAUGCCCGCCCUCAAGGAACUCAAAGUACGAGGAAACAUUUCGAAAAUAGAAUUCGACGCGUUUAUCGAUUUAAUUCAACUCAUCGACUUGGACUUGAGACAUUGUCAUUUAAGGCAAAUUUCGAUGGACGCUUUUUACGGUCUAGAGAAUGUAAAACGCAUCGAUUUGUCCUACAAUGACUUGGAAUUCAUUCCCCCAGGUCUCUUUGCCGUUCAACAGCAAAAUAGUCUCAAAGAAAUUAUUCUCAGCAAAAAUCGACUGACUACACUGCCACACGAUUUCUUCAAAGCCCUAAGGAAUAUUAACAGACAGACGCAAAUUCAAAAUCUUCGCUUGGACGGAAAUCCCUGGGAUUGUUCCUGUGCAAUGGAAAACUGGAAUCCUCAUGUUGUAAAUAAAACUCGAGAGACAACUCCGAGAUGUUUCACGCCGAAAGCAGUUCAGAACUGGGGAGUUUUUCACGCCCUACGCAAAGGUGGACUUGCGUGCAAAAGAUUUAAGAGAAGACACAUCCGCAAAUUGGCUAAACUACCAAACUACGAGGAGAAUAAUAUUAGUUAAUUUUCCUUAGCACAUAAGUUAGCAGUAAGUCUCAAUAUUGAUAGGAAAAAUUAUCAAAUAAAUUAGAAUAUAAACGAGAAA
Molecule: messenger RNA, 2121 nt
Organism: Leptopilina heterotoma
Lineage: Eukaryota; Metazoa; Arthropoda; Insecta; Hymenoptera; Figitidae
Product: carboxypeptidase N subunit 2-like
Exons: 6
Coding region: 208-2040 (610 amino acids)
Cellular component (GO): extracellular matrix
Molecular function (GO): protein binding
Source: RefSeq, a predicted model, not a curated record